AUGACGAAACCGACAAAAAGCAGAUCAGUUACCAGGUCAGCUGUUGAGAAGAGACGUAGAAAAAGAGACGGAGGAAUUGUGUCAGGACCAGUUGCCACGGCUCUUGUUACGGGAAUGAUAGGAAUGACAGCGAAAACAGUCGCCGAGUUGACAAGUUUCAAUCCACGUCUAUCGGAAGGAGGAUGCGAAUGGUUUGGAACUGCUCCGCUCUGCAAUUUUCCUUGCCCUUCUGAUUAUGACUACAUUCGUGCUAACAAUGGAAGAUGUUCAUCCUGGUGGCUCUCUGGUUUCUGCUCACCUGAUCCCAGUUUUGGAAAACCUUGCUCCACGAUUUUGGGAGAUUACUUCAGCAAACGGUUCUGCUGUAAAUCAGAUCCCAUGGAAUGUACAUGGUCCGGAAGAUGGAUGGGAGCUAACACAGCUCAUAAUAUCUACUGUAGAUAUGAUAACAUUGGAAAGUGUGGUUCUAUCGAUUGCUCUAUCAAUCAUUUCAAUUUGAAGGCGCAAAACUCAUCAGAAAUCUUUGGAGAUCGCUGCGAUCGUUUGGAACUUUUUGGACUCCGUGGAAAAGCAACUUGUGGUUAUAUUGCAUGGUUUAAUAAAGAAGGACAAAUCGUCAACUCGUGGUACAAAACAAGGUAA
Molecule: messenger RNA, 642 nt
Organism: Caenorhabditis briggsae
Lineage: Eukaryota; Metazoa; Nematoda; Chromadorea; Rhabditida; Rhabditidae
Exons: 3
Coding region: 1-642 (213 amino acids)
Source: RefSeq, a predicted model, not a curated record